Molecule: messenger RNA, 1537 nt
Organism: Octodon degus (degu)
Lineage: Eukaryota; Metazoa; Chordata; Mammalia; Rodentia; Octodontidae
Gene: Hsd17b1
Product: hydroxysteroid 17-beta dehydrogenase 1
Exons: 5
Coding region: 451-1392 (313 amino acids)
Biological process (GO): estrogen biosynthetic process
Cellular component (GO): cytoplasm
Molecular function (GO): estradiol 17-beta-dehydrogenase [NAD(P)+] activity
Source: RefSeq, a predicted model, not a curated record
ACACUUGGCAUUUGCACAGAGAAUGGCCUUUCUCAGCACAGCAGAAAAGUCUGGUAGCCAUAAUUAUGGUUCAGGAUAGAGAUGCCCAGGCGCUGGGUGCUCAGUGCCCCCGCCGGGCACCCCACUGCCCGUGCAAGGUCCCCCAUACCCAGGACAGCUUGGGGUUACGGUCAUGGAGCUUCUCGACUUUGACCCAGAGCAGGGUGGGCAGCUCUGACCAAGGCCCAGAGGAGGUUUGGCCUUGAGCUUUCAGGAGACACAACAAGGGGUGGGGGUGCUGCGGGGCGGGAGCACCAGGGGAUAUUAGGAGCCAGGGCCCGCUGAGCCGGGCCACACCAUGGAUCCUGCGGAGCGCACCGUGGUGCUCAUCACGGGCUGCUCCUCGGGCAUCGGCCUGCACCUGGCCGUCCGCCUGGCCUCGGACCCGUCCGGGAGCUUCAAAGGUAUAGGAUGGGGGUCUCCUGGGAGGGCAGGACAGGCCCGGGGCCUCGGAGGGCGCCCCAGAUGCAGAGUGGCCGCCACACGGGCCCCAGGGCAUCUGAUGGCGCCCCGACCACAGUGUACGCUACCAUGCGGGACCUGGCAGCGCAGGGCGCGCUGUGGGAGGCGGCCUGGGCCCGGCGCUGCCCGCCAGCGUCCUUGGAAACGCUGGAGCUGGAUGUGAGGGACUCGGACUCGGUGGCCGCUGCCCGGGCACGCGUGACCGAGGGCCGCGUGGACGUGCUGGUGUGCAACGCGGGCCGCGGGCUGCUCGGGCCGCUGGAGGCGCACGGGCUGGGCGCCGUGGGCUCUGUGCUGGAUGUGAACGUGGUGGGAACCGUGCGGACGGUCCAGGCCUUCCUGCCGGACAUGAAGCGGCGCGGCUCGGGACGUGUGCUGGUGACUGGGAGCGUGGGCGGCCUGAUGGGACUGCCCUUCAACGCGGUCUACUGCGCCAGCAAGUUCGCGCUCGAGGGUCUGUGCGAGAGCCUGGCGGUCCUGCUGCUGCCCUUCGGGAUCCACGUGAGCCUCAUCGAGUGCGGCCCGGUGCACACUGCCUUCUACGAGAAGCUGGAGGGCGGCCCGGGAGGGGCGCUGGGCUGCGCUGACGCCCGCACACGCCAGCUCUUCUCUCUCUACCAGCGUCACUACGAGCGGGUGGCGCGCGACGCGCAGGACCCCGAGGAGGUGGCGGAGGUCUUCGUGGCCGCGCUGCGCUCGCCGCAGCCUGCUCUGCGCUACUUCUGCACCGAGCGCUUUCUGCCCCUCGUGCGCCUGCGCCUCGACGACCCGAGCGGCCGCAGCUACGUGGCCGCCAUGCAUCGCACGGUGUUCGCCGCUGACCCAGGAGCCGCGGAGUCUGGGGCCUCCGAGCCAGGCGCUGCCCCGGGGGAAGGCUGUCCGCACCUCUGAUCUGUCUCCACACCGACCCGGUUCCCAGGCUGCAGCGCGGCCUUAGAUAAUAAAGCCGCGGAUACCGGUCAUCGUUGCAGUCCUGUGUGUGCUUACUGGGACCCUCCCCUGCCGGCCAUGGCUGUAGCGGAGGAACGGGUGCAGC